Colletotrichum navitas is the source of this 1963-nucleotide messenger RNA. RefSeq names its product F-box domain-containing protein. The transcript has a single exon. The record is from RefSeq and is a predicted model, not a curated record. Bases 91 to 1584 code for a protein of 497 amino acids. NCBI's taxonomy places the organism in Eukaryota, Fungi, Ascomycota, Sordariomycetes, Glomerellales, Glomerellaceae.
CACGCAAACUCCUCCAAACAACUUCCAACAAGAACUGGUCGACAAGCCAUUCCGUCCCACCAGAGGACAGGCAAGUGCAUCAACUUCAAAAUGAAGGCUGCCAGUCGUGCAGACCGGGCUGCGUCAAUUCUCGAGCUCCCGGUUGAGGUCCAAACCCAUAUCCUCCAGCAGUUGGCCUACUUGCAUCAUCAGUCGAUGCGCGCGGUCCUGUUGACAUGCAAACACCUCCACCACAUUGCGUUGCCCUUGUCUGUCCACACGUACGAGAAUGUCACCGCAAAGAACAUGAGCCAGCACGCUCAGAAGCGCAGUCGCAAUCUUGACUUCCUCCGGCACAUCACCAUAACACACCCCGAGCUUGCGCACAACGUGCGACGUAUAAGCAUCAUACACGUCUCCACAAGCCUCAUUUACCGGCUCGCCCCCACCAACAAAAGGCCGCUUGGGCCGGCCAGCGAUGAGAUGGCCGCGUACACGGAUCUAAUAGAUGCGUCAGGUCUAUCCAGCCACAUCGAGAAUUGGGACGCUGUCAGGGACGAGUGGCUGCGAGGUCUGGCCGACGGCUUGGUUGAGCAGCAAAUUGGUCUUCUGCUACUUGCAUGUCCGAGGCUCGAGACACUCAAACUUGGAACCCCGCUAUCGCCUCGGCUGCUGCCUCGCCUCAUCAGGGCGGCGGCGAGGCGUGCAAUGAUUUCGACUUCUGGAGCGGCUCCCGGAACCAAACGCCCCCUGCUCGACAGCUUGCGGCAAUAUUUUGGCGAACCAGAAAGCCCAAAGACCUUGUUCCACUUCUUCAACAUUGGCAAAGAAUUCCUCCGACUGCCGCAGUUGCGGUCCUUCGCCUGCGCUAGUCUGUCCAACAGUGGCCCGAACGGACACCUUUUCAACGAAGAAGCCAAUCCUCCAGGCUGCUCAAACGUCCAGCAUAUGACUUUGCUCGACACCAACGUCACGAUAGAGGGGCUGAGAAGUCUCAUAUGGGCUUGCAGAGGGCUGAAAUCAUUCCAUUGGACCCCAGGCGACAGUACCUUCUCCGACAUGCAGAUCAAACUGCCGGACCUUGCUCAGGCCUUGCUGCCGCAUCGAGAGACUCUCCAGCACUUGCACAUUGACUACCAAGACCGCUGGAGGAAAAUGGACUGGUACUGCAAGCGGGACAACUUCUUCAUCGGCACGUUCCUGAGGGACAUGACCUCGAUGAAGACCCUACAUAUCGGCAUGGAGGCUUUCAUGGGGUUUACUGACCUCUGGAACAUGGAUUGCGAGCAGAGUUCGGUGCCCCGGGAGGAGAGGCUCCAUGAAAUUAACAAGGUAUCUCGACUUGUCAGCUAUAUUCCCCCGAGCCUCCAGUUCCUCGAGCUUCACGGCUGUACCCUGGAAAUAGUGCCUCAUGUCCAGGAUCUAUUGAAUCUACUUCAGACGGAAGAGACGUUUGCAAGCAUGCGGAAGAUACGCCUGUGUUUCAGUGCAGAUCAUGUUGAUCCCAGGGCCUUGGCUUUGACUUUCGACGCCAGACGGGUCGAUUUUGGUUAUUCGUUCCGCUUUCAUUCCUCGGACCCGGAAAUUCCAGUAAUGAGACGGUAGCGGAUCCUGGUCUCUCACUGUAUAUUGUACUCAUUUGGAGACUGCAUAGUUCUGAGAUAUCUCUUAGUUAACGAUGGCAGGUUUGCUACAUCGAACAUCAGACACUUUCUCCUUGCCACUUACUCCAUCUCCGAUCCGAUGAGGAAAACCAUAAUUCUCUUAGCGUGGUGGCUUUUUUGAAAUUGUCUAAUAUGUAAUGUGUAGUAGGCUCUGUAUAAUUCCAGUCAAUUCUUGUCCUAUUAGUCGUGGCAGUAUACUGUCCAGAGUCAAAACUUCCAAGUUUAGAGAUAGUCAGAAAAGAAAAAAGAAAAAAGAAAAAAGAAAAGAGGAAGAGCUAGAAUCGGAAAGAGAUAGUACUGUGUAUCUGGAAAAUUGGGCU